AACAAAUAAUCGAUUCUAACCUGUAACUAACUGUAAGAAAUAUAAACACUUGCAACGAUGGCUAACAAAAAGCCGACGCGUGAUCUCAUUGGCAUUAUAUGGCAAAACUUCUUGCGUUCGCUGCGACCGCGACAAUUUCGUGGCAAUUACAUUGGCGAAGAUUACUUUGGCAAUAAAUACUAUGAAAUACCGGCGAAUCCAUCGAUUGGCAAACGCAAAUCCUCGCGUUGGUUUGAGCCCGCCGACAAGGAUGCCUUUGAUCAGGAGCUGACAGCCGAGUGGGAGGCGUGGCUGCGCGGACGACGCGAGGAGCCGCCCACACGCGAUGAACUGGUCAAGAAUCUUCAAAUCAUGGACAUGAAAAAGCGCAAUGCAGCCGAACUGGAUGCCCACUACGCCAAGGCCAAGGAUGCGGCGGCAAUGCCCAAGCAGGUGGAGGGUGAAACGAUCGGCACCUAUCCCAAGUACGAGGAGUACGAGAUUAUGCCCGGCAAGAAGAACAAGGGGCAAUAGAAUUAACAUGUUCCUCGUAAUUUGAAUUAAUUUGUAAAUAUACGUAUUUCUUAGAUUAUGUUUAUGCUAUCCAAAAAAAUGUGUUUGCCAAUCAGUGCAGCGAGUUCAUCUUUUUAGCCGUUUUUUGUUAGGUGUGUUUAAUAAUAUUCUUGCAUAUAGUAUUUAAAUUUGUCGAGAGAUUUGUUACAAUAUAUCCCAACACCAUUCGGCUAUACCUGUUCACUAUAUCAUAAAGCUAAGAUAUAAUAGCUCUAGCAAGAUUUGUAUACAUUGAAGGAGAAUAUCAAACCUUCUGUUGU
Drosophila grimshawi is the source of this 812-nucleotide messenger RNA. RefSeq names its product NADH dehydrogenase [ubiquinone] 1 alpha subcomplex assembly factor 2. Bases 58 to 513 code for a protein of 151 amino acids. The transcript has a single exon. The record is from RefSeq and is a predicted model, not a curated record. Lineage: Eukaryota; Metazoa; Arthropoda; Insecta; Diptera; Drosophilidae. Gene Ontology annotation, biological process: mitochondrial respiratory chain complex I assembly. Gene Ontology annotation, cellular component: membrane.